AUGGAUGCCGAACUAGAGCUUCCGGUUUCCUACGUUACCGGGCUGCUCGUAAUACUCGGUUUCAUCCUAACAUUUUUAUACUUUUACAUCAAAAGGCCGGGAACUGUUUCGGAGUUAGUUGAGGAAAACACAGUGGCGUCUGCCACAACUUUGCCUAAUGAAGAUGAACAAGAGAGGCGAUCACUGACAGCAAAGCAACGAAAGAAGCAAGAGUUAAAGGAAGCGAGACGCCGACAGCGUAUGCUGUUAGAUGAGGAACGCAAGGAAAAAGAAAAACUAAAACAAGAACGAGAAGAGAUAUAUGAAAAGCGCCGCGAAGAAAAAGAACGACAGCGCCAGGAAGAUGAAAUUAAAAGAGCAGAACUUGCCUAUGAGACGUACAAGGACAUUGUAUCAUCGUUCGUCGUGGAGAAGGAGGGUAACAUACAAGAACAGGAACGGAUUAGUGUGGAUGACUUCGUAAACUUCGUUAUACAGAAGAAAAUGACCAGCAUAGUGGAAUUAGCGGCGAAAUUUGAUAUGCACCACAAGGAUGUUGCUGAUCGUUUGAAUCAGCUUGAGGACCAAGGCCGUUUGUUUGGCCUUUUGGAUGAACGUGGACGGUACCUGUAUAUCUCGGAUUCAGAGUUGGACGCCUUGGACCGAUAUAUAAACAAAGGGGGAAGAAUACACAAAUAUGUUGGUUUAACGCCGUUUUGCAACGCUACAAUUGCUAUUGAUCAAACAAAGUAA
Babesia sp. Xinjiang is the source of this 732-nucleotide messenger RNA. RefSeq names its product DDRGK domain-containing protein 1. The record is from RefSeq and is a predicted model, not a curated record. The coding region runs from base 1 to 732 and encodes 243 amino acids. Lineage: Eukaryota; Apicomplexa; Aconoidasida; Piroplasmida; Babesiidae. The transcript is spliced from 3 exons.